Messenger RNA from Colletotrichum destructivum, 2490 nucleotides. RefSeq lists its product as uncharacterized. Bases 1 to 2490 code for a protein of 829 amino acids. Lineage: Eukaryota; Fungi; Ascomycota; Sordariomycetes; Glomerellales; Glomerellaceae. The transcript is spliced from 2 exons. The record is from RefSeq and is a predicted model, not a curated record.
AUGCUACUCACCCCCGAGCAACCCACACCACACGCACCUCACCUCCCUUUCGCUGUCUCCCCCAUCAACACCUGCGCUACUACGCUACUUCUCACCUCCAUUGCGACUCACCACCACGGUGGUGCAACCUUCACCUUGUCGACUACAGCAGGUCAGACCCGUGACCUGCGCACCUCCGUCAAGUUGACAGACCAAACCCCCCACACGCCCUCUAACGACCGUCACGAAAUUCACGAAAUCACGACCUCUUUUACUCAGCGUCAGCAGCAGCGGGGGCAACCGCAACCGCAACCGCAACCGCGAAACGUUACCCCAGAUCCUGCCGAGAGGCCGUCCACGCCGGCUUCGUCCCAACUCUCCCAACGCACCCUUCGGCGCACGUCGCGAUUCGAAGCCUCCCCGAGUCCUACACCGCAGUCCGCGCGCCAGGUCCACAUCGAAGCCGCCUCGCUCGGUUUCAGUCCCAGCCCGCAGCUUGCAACAACUGCACCUGCGCCCGCGCCUGCGCCCGCGCCCACGCCAGCACUUGCGCCAGCGCCGACUCUGAACUACGACUACCGACGAAGCUCACGUGCGAGACGAGUUCUCUCACAGGAUCUGAGCGAGGACGAUUUUGACCAAGAGUCCUCCGACGAAGCUCUGCAACACCUCGACCCGACAAUUUCAUCGUCUUCUCACCACCCUCGCGAAUCUCACCGCCCUCACCGCGUCUCCAGAAACACCCGCAGUGCGAUUCUCUUUGCCCUCGAGGAAGCGCUCCGACAACCCCACCCGUUCACGCCUGACGAAAUCGAAGAAGGCGCAUCUAUGGCUGAUCUGAUCGGAGGCGGCGCUGCCGUUUCCAACGGCAAUGCGUCCACCCCGAGUCGCCAGCGUACCACCGGCGUGCCUAACCCCACCAGCUCGCCUUCUGGUAUCCGUGGUCCUAGAAUGAUCAUGCAGGAGCGCGCUGCGAGAGAGGCAGCGCGGCAGAGAGCUGAGCAAGAACAGAUGCAGUUGGAGAGACAGCGAGCCGAGCAGGACGCUCGCCUAUUGGAGGAGACGCAGAGACGGAAUGCGGAGCGCCGCGCUGUCCCCGCCGUUACUGGCGCUGCCGUGGGAGGUUCGGCCGGUGGUGGCGCUACCAAUGUGCCCCAACAGGACCCCCCCGCCUCCCAACGCCGACCCGUGGCCACCGAUACCCCACAGACCCGAACCAACCCGGGAGGAAGCUCCCGCCAGCCUACCACGUCCCAGGCUCAGACUCGACCCGGCCGAACGGCGUCCACUUCCCAGCCUGGCCAGCAGCCCUACAGCACCGCCCCUCAGGCCGGCUCCUCUCAACAGCCGCCCAACACAUCGGUUCAGGGCGGCCAGGAGUCUGCCGCUACGGCAUCGCGACCUCGAAACUCUUUUCCUCACGCCUUCGAGCGUUGGGAGACCUUGUCCGCCCACUGGGAGGGCCUCACGAGCUUCUGGAUCCGACGUCUCGAACAGAACAACCAGGACAUCGAGCGCGACCCCGUCAACCAGGCGCUCUCUCGCCAGGUCACCGACCUUACUGCGGCCGGUGCCAAUCUUUUCCAUGCCGUCGUCGAGCUGCAACGUCUGCGUGCCAGCUCGGAGCGCAAGUUCCAGCGAUGGUUCUUCGAGACCAGAGCCGAGCUGGAGCGUGCCCAGGAAGUGAACGCCAUGCUGGAGGCGGCCCUUGAGGAGGAGAGACGUGCUAGAGAGAACGCUGUCCAGGCCGCCAUCCAGAAAGAGCGUCAACACUCUGCCAACGACGAGCGUGUCAAGGAGAUGAAGAAAGAGCUCCAGAUCUCCAAGGAGGAAGCCCGUCGUGCCUGGGAGGAGCUUGGUCGACGUGAGCACGAGGAGCGCGAGCGAACCCAGUCUCUUCAGAACGGCCAGCCCACCAUCGUGGGGGGCGUCCAGGUCGUCCCUAUGACCCAGGGUGUCCCCAGCCGCCACGGCAGCUCUCGCGAGCAACGCGGGUACCAGCCCGAGUACAGCGGCCAGCAACAGGCCAGCUACAGUGCCGAGUACUCGCAAGCCCCUGGCGGUCAGUCCAAUCCCGCGGGAUCCAACAACUUCUACCAAUCCGGCGAGGCGGGCCAGGGAGGUGUCACUUACACAGGCGCUGGUUCCGAGGGCGGUUACUCUGAAGGUGAGUACGCUAUUGAUGCGCAGGGCCAGUUCAUUCGCGACUCCCAGGGACACAAAGUCCCCUUCAUUGCUCCGCCCUCCCCAGUUUCUGACGAAGGCCUAGAAGAGUAUGAGACUCCCGCGACCAACCCUCCCAGUGCCGGCUAUUCGCAGACUGCCACCACCUCGGCUGGAGAGCAGCAGCAGCAGCAGCCGUACACUGGUCAGGACUACAGUGGUUCUGGGUACGCCGCUCCAGGCUGGGAGACGGUUCCUCGGCACCAUCACCCGACUCGGCUCAGCGAUGUCAUGGAGGAGGAUGAGCGUAGCCGCGCCAGCAACAGUCAAGUCGGUCGUCAUCACUAG